AUGAAUUUAAAGAGGACUCUAUUACUACGUCUAAGUGAUAAUGGUGAACCUAUCACUAGUAGCUCAUAUGGUAAUGGUGUAUUAACUUUACCUUCUUUACCAUUACCUGAUGACAGUUCAGAUUCUACUCCAAUGUAUACUGUUCGUAUAUUAAUUGCUGCAUCAUCACCAAUUGCUAGAGAUGGACUUAUUUGGACAAAUUGUCCACCUGAUCACAUAAUUCCAUUUAAAAGAGAUAAAUUUUAUAAAAAAAUCGUUAAUUCAAGUUUUCAUAAAGAUGAUACAAUUGAUUUAAAUUUAUAUAAACCAGGUUCUUAUUGUUUUUAUCUUUCAUUUAGAAAUAAUAAUGAACAAUUAGAGACAACAAGAAAAUUUUAUUUUGUUGUAUUGCCUGUAUUAAAAUUAAACAAUAAUUUUUUACAAUUAAAUUCAAUCGCAAUGCAAAGUGUCAUAUCAAAAUGGAUGGGUCCAACUUUAAAAGAUUGGGAUAACGUUUUUAGUAAAAUUUCUGAAAAAAAUUAUAAUAUGGUUCAUUUCACACCUUUACAACAUCGUGGUGAAUCAAAUUCACCAUAUUCAAUUUAUGAUCAAUUAGAAUUCGACCCAAAAUUAUUUAACAACAAAGAGGAUGUUCAAAAGAUGGUUACUCAUUUACAUAAACAUUAUGGUAUGUUAGCUUUAACUGAUAUUGUCUUUAAUCAUACUGCAAAUAAUUCAAAUUGGUUAAGACAACAUCCUGAAGCUGGUUAUAAUCAUCAAACUGCUCCACAUUUAAUUUCUGCAAUUCAAUUAGAUGGUGCUUUAAUUGAAUUUAGUAGGAAUUUAAAAAAAUGGGGUUAUCCAACUGAAUUAAAAUCAAUCGAUGAUUUAUUUAAAAUUAUGGAUGGUAUUAAAGUUCAUGUUUUAGGUUCAUUAAAACUUUGGGAAUACUAUGUUUUAAAUGUUCAAGAUACUUUAAAUGAUGUAGAAAAAUUAUGGUCAACAAUCAAUAUAGAUUCAAAGGAUAGUCAAUUAUAUAAACAAAGUCCUGAUUGUAUUGAAAAUAUUGAAGAUUUCGCUAAAUUUGUAUUAGAAAAUACAACAGAUUCAUCAUUUAAUACUUUAUCAACAAGAGGUGCUAAACAUUUAGAUUUAAAAAUUUUAAUUAAAAUUUUAAAAAUUAAUUUUGGUGAAAUUUAUAAUGAUGAAAACACUGAACGUAUUCAUAAAAUUUUAGAUGAAAUUAAUUUACCAUUAUAUGGUGAAUAUGAUGAUGAUAUUAGUGAAAUCUUAGAACAAUUAUUUAAUCGUAUCAAAUAUUUAAGAUUAGAUGAAAAUGGUCCUAAACAAGGUCCAAUUACUGUAAAUUCUCCUUUAACUGAACCUUAUUUUACUAGAUUUAAAGGUGCUGAUGGUGAAUCAUACGCUUUAGCAAAUAAUGGUUGGAUUUGGAAUGGUAAUCCUUUAGUAGAUUUUGCAUCUUCACAAUCAAAGGCUUAUCUUCGUAGAGAAGUUAUAGUAUGGGGAGAUUGUGUUAAAUUACGUUAUGGUAAAGGUCCAAAGGAUUCUCCUUAUUUGUGGUCAAGAAUGGAAAAAUAUAUUGAAAUUAAUGCUACAAUAUUUGAUGGUUUCAGAAUAGAUAAUUGUCAUUCAACUCCUUUGCAUGUUGGUGAAUACUUCUUAGAUCAUGCAAGAAAAUUCAAUCCAAAUCUUUAUGUAGUUGCUGAAUUAUUUUCUGGUUCUGAACAAUUAGAUUGUUUAUUUGUUGAAAGAUUAGCCAUAUCUUCUUUAAUUAGAGAAGCUAUGCAAGCUUGGUCAGAAGAAGAAUUAUCACGUUUAAUUCACAAACAUGGUGGUAGACCAAUUGGAUCGUAUAAAUUUGUACCAAUGGAUAAUUUCCCUUAUCCAUCUGAUAUUUCUGUUGAUCAGGAAUAUUGUGAAUAUAAUCCAGAAUCGAAUCAAGUUCAUUGCGUAUCAGAGAUUAAUAUCCCAAAGAUUUUAACAGCAACACCUCCACAUGCUUUAUUCAUGGAUUGUACUCAUGAUAACGAAAUGCCAUAUCAAAAGAGAACCGUUGAAGAUACUUUGCCUAAUGCUGCUCUAGUUUCUUUAUGUUCUUCUGCUAUUGGUUCGGUUUACGGUUAUGAUGAAAUUUACCCACAUUUAUUAGAUCUUGUUAACGAAAAGAGAACUUAUGAUACUGAAUCAUGUAUUGGUAUUGGUCCAGUGAAGUCCAAACUAAAUGAAAUUAGAGAAAAAAUAAGUAAAAAAUCUAUUGAUAUUGAAGAUUCAGAGAUGCAUGUCCACCAUGAGGGACAAUUUAUUACUUUCCAUCGUACUGAUGUUAAAUCAGGCUCAGGUUGGUAUUUAAUUGCUAGAAUGAAAUUUAAUGAAGAUAGUAACGAGCAAGAAUUACCACCGAUUAUUUUGUCUCAAUCAAAAUGUAAAUUGAAUUUUGCUUAUACUUUAGAAAGAGUUGGUACAAUAGAAGAUCUUCACGAUGAUUUGAAGAUUGAAGGUAUUCCAACAAAAUUAAUUGAAUUAAAAGGAUUUGAAGUGUCAUAUGAUGAAAAAGAACAACAAAGCAAAAUUAUUUUACCAAAGGAUUUCCCUGCUGGGUCUAUCGCUAUUUUUGAAACUCAACAAAAUGGUGUUGAUUUAUCUUUAGACCACUUCAUCAGAUCAGGAGCAAUGAAAGCUACGGCCAAUGUGACAUUACAAUCUUUGAAUCCAAUUAUGUACCAUGCUGCAAGUGAAGAACUAGAUUGUAGCGGAGGUAAAGAAGGCACUUAUAAUGUCCCAGCAAUUGGCAAUCUAGUUUAUUGUGGUCUACAAGGUUGGAUUUCUGAACUGAGAAAGAUUGUCUUUAAUAACGAUUUGGCUCACCCAUUGAGUGAGAAUUUACGUGAAGGUACUUGGGCCUUAGAUUAUGUCGUUAAUAGACUUGACUAUUAUAAGGAUGAACCUGGUGUCGUCGAUGUCCAAAACUGGUUACGUUCUCGUAUGAAUAGAAUUAAGGUCCUACCAAAUUACUUAAGACCAAGCUACUUUGCCUUGAUUAUUGGUAUAUUAUACGGAUGUUGUCGUUUACGUGCCAUGCAAUUAAUGUCCAUUAAUAUUGGUAAAUCAACCACUUUUGUUCAAAGUUUAGGUCUUGUAUCGGUCCAAAUGAUGGCAAAGGUUAACUCUACUUCUAUUUUCCCAGAUGAAACCGUUUAUGCAAUGGCUGCAGGUUUACCUCAUUUCAGCACUAAUUACAUGAGAUGUUGGGGUAGAGAUAUUUUCAUCUCUUUACGUGGUUUAUUAUUAACAACUGGUAGAUUUGAAGAGGCCAAAGAACAUUUAUUAGCGUUCGCAAAGACUUUGAAACAUGGUAUGAUUCCAAACUUACUUGAUGCAGGUAGAAAUCCAAGAUAUAAUGCUCGUGAUGCAGCAUGGUUUUUCUUACAAGCUAUCCAAGAUUAUGUUAACAUUGUUCCAAAUGGUGAAGAAAUAUUAAAGGAGAAGGUCUCCAGAAGGUUCCCAUUGGAUGAUACAUGGGUGGCUGAAGAUGACAUUAGAGCAUUUAGUUAUUCUAGUACGAUUGAAGACAUUAUUUAUGAAAUAUUAAAGAGACAUGCAAGUGGUAUCGAAUAUAGAGAAGCUAAUGCAGGUCCUAAGUUAGACCGCGUCAUGACAGACGAUGGUUUUAAUGUUGAGGUACACGUCGAUUGGAACACUGGUUUGAUUCAUGGUGGUUCACAAAAUAACUGUGGUACCUGGAUGGAUAAAAUGGGAGAAAGUGAAAAGGCCGGUUCUGUAGGUGUACCUGGUACCCCAAGAGAUGGUGCUGCCAUUGAAAUUAAUGGUCUAUUGAAGAGUACACUAAGAUUUGUCAUUGAAUUACAAUCCAAGGGUUUAUUUAAAUAUACUCAAGUAUCAAAGACCGAUGGUAAAGGAACAAUUUCUUUUGAGGAAUGGAACCAACUUCUACAAGAUAAUUUCGAAAAGAAAUUCUACAUUCCUUUAGAUCCAGAGGAUGAUAAAAACUUUGAUGUCGAUUCAAGUAUUGUGAAUAGGAGAGGUAUAUACAAGGAUCUUUACAAGAGUGGGAAACCAUACGAGGACUACCAAUUCCGUCCAAAUUUUGCAGUAGCAAUGGUCGCUGCACCAGAGUUAUUUACUCCAGAAUAUGCUACACAUUGUCUAGAGUUAGCUGAUGAGAUAUUAAGAGGUCCAUUAGGUAUGGCUACCUUAGAUCCAAGUGAUUAUAACUAUCACCCAUACUAUAUCAACAGUGAGGACUCCGAAAAUUUCGCCACAAGUAAAGGGAGAAACUAUCAUCAAGGUCCAGAAUGGGCAUGGCCAGAAGGUUAUUUCCUAAGGGCAUAUUUACAUUUUAAUUUCUUAACAAACCCUAGAGCCUGUAAUGAGCACAAGAACAAACCAUCAUCUUACUUGUAUCAACAACUCUAUCAAAGAUUAUCCAAACAAAGAGAUGAAAUAAUGAACAGCCCAUGGGCAGGUCUUCCUGAACUAACAAACAGAGAUGGCGAGUUCUGCCAGGAUUCAAGUCCAACACAAGCCUGGAGUGCUGCCACUUUACUGGAUCUAUUCUAUGAUCUAUGGAGCUCUUUUGAAGAUGAAGACCAAUGGGAAUAA
Molecule: messenger RNA, 4620 nt
Organism: Maudiozyma saulgeensis
Lineage: Eukaryota; Fungi; Ascomycota; Saccharomycetes; Saccharomycetales; Saccharomycetaceae
Source: the annotation of a GenBank genome assembly